GAUACAGAUACGGUGCAUGAGUCACAUUAUCUUGCCCAUUGCUGUAAAGUACCCUUUGCUUGGUGCACGUUACCUCAUUCAAUUUUGUUCAUAAUUCAUCGAUAAAAUUUGAAUAUUCAUGUCAGUUUGUUGCAGUGCAGUGGUGGUGGUUGUAGAAGCCGAAGCGUUGUAAUUCUUGAGCUCGCACGAACGAACGACAGUAAAAGUCAAGCCGUAUUGCGAGACGAGUUGAGGAGUCCUAAACUCACGCGAAGGAAGGAUCCUCAUUGAUUCGAAGUACUUUUUGAUUCAGUUGAUCAUAAAGUUCCACGUUGAACGGUCGUGCUGUUUCAAAAGGCCAAGCGGAAAUCUUUUGGAGUCUCUCCACAACCAGUAUCGGUUUCAAGAAUGCGUCGAUUUGUUGUCGCGGUGUGCCUUUUGGCCCACUCAACCUACGGAUUGCCACAAAGAGGUGUUCAACUUGGAGGUGGUCCACGCCCAGUCACCCAAUUCACUCAUCCCCAGCAGCAGCAGCAGCAGGGUCCUAGUCAACCACCACCCAAUUUUGGUCCCAGCUACUCUCAACAACUCACAUUCGGCCCAUCCGAUGCAGGGCUCAGGGGUCAACAAGGAGGACCAGGAGGGGCCGCGUACAGGUCACCCCAACCCAUCCUCCUCCAACAAGGCAGCCCCUCCGCGGCCCCACCCUCUUUCGCCGGAUUCCCCUCACCCCAAUUCGGAGGAGGACCAACGAGAGGGCCCGUGACGCACGCCAGACCGACAACUGCUUCCCCUGCGGACGACGAGUAUGAAGAGUACGAGGACGACGAAGAGUCUCCAAAACCACAAAUCCAAGUCACAGGACGACCCAUCCAACGUGCUCCUGUUCGAGUGUCGCAACCGAUUGCGUUUUCACAAGGUCCACAACGUUUGGUAAUUCCACAAUCGCAGCCGCAGCUACAACAAGCUCCAGCUCGUCAACGUCAACCAGUUCCUCAGAGACAACCCCUGCCAUCCGCGGCCCCACAAUAUGCCCCACAACCUCAACCACAACCACAGCGUGUCCAGUCAGCCGCACCUCUGCAACAACAGUCUCGAGGACAACAAGUUGCAUCAUUCGGAUUGGACGGGAAGCGUACCAGACUUACCACCCCUCCCCCCAUCCAAACUGUUAACAGAUACAUGAGAAAUAAUGAUGAUGGUUCCAUAACUUGGGGCUACGAGAACGAAGAUGGCACGUUUAAAGAAGAAACCAUCGGAGCCGAUUGUGUUGUCCGGGGAAAGUAUGGAUAUGUUGACCCUGACGGCCAGAAGCGAGAGUACGAAUAUCAAUCUGGUAACCCAUGUGACCCCAACAAGAAGAAUUUGGAGGAGGAAGAGGAAGAAGCAGAACGUGAGGGUCCAGGACCACAACAAAAAAUUCAAGGCGUUAUCAAUGCUCCACGACCACGCCCACAAUUGGUACAACAACAACAAGUUAGGAGACCUGUUCCACAACAGCAGCAGCAACAACAGUAUACUCCACAAUACGCAUAAUAAUUAUAUAUUGACAAAAGUUGGUAGUAUGUGCAUGAGACAAGCUCUAGAACUUGAAAAAAUACUCUUGUCGUCGUCCUUACCUUGCUUACCGAGUUUUUCAAUUGUUAUUUUUUUGUGAUGAGAUGAUGAUCGACGUAAGAGUGGUGAGAUCCAAAUUUCUUUGAUGAAGAAAUGAAUGCAUUAUAUAUUUGUAGUUAUGCUUUUUGACACCUUACGAAUAAACAUUGAACGAGAUAUGGAAUAUGAAUAUGCAAUGUA
Folsomia candida is the source of this 1776-nucleotide messenger RNA. RefSeq names its product proline-rich proteoglycan 2. The transcript is spliced from 5 exons. Gene Ontology annotation, cellular component: chitin-based extracellular matrix. The record is from RefSeq and is a predicted model, not a curated record. Lineage: Eukaryota; Metazoa; Arthropoda; Collembola; Entomobryomorpha; Isotomidae. The coding region runs from base 388 to 1515 and encodes 375 amino acids. Gene Ontology annotation, molecular function: structural constituent of chitin-based larval cuticle.